Messenger RNA from Notothenia coriiceps (black rockcod), 1558 nucleotides. It is a transcript of the gene dlx3b, whose product is annotated as distal-less homeobox 3b. NCBI's taxonomy places the organism in Eukaryota, Metazoa, Chordata, Actinopteri, Perciformes, Nototheniidae. Gene Ontology annotation, molecular function: DNA-binding transcription factor activity, RNA polymerase II-specific; RNA polymerase II cis-regulatory region sequence-specific DNA binding. The record is from RefSeq and is a predicted model, not a curated record. The coding region runs from base 154 to 996 and encodes 280 amino acids. Gene Ontology annotation, biological process: embryo development; regulation of transcription by RNA polymerase II; epithelial cell differentiation. The transcript is spliced from 3 exons.
GAGCGAUGCCACAACUAAGUUACUUCAGCAGGGAGGGUUUCACUGGACUAUCAGCUCUCUAAAGCCAAUUCUUUAUUGCGUUUUUUUUUGCUUUACGCACAAACAAAAAUCCCCGAGUGGACUUUCUUUUCUCUUGGAGGGGCUGCUUUCAACAUGAGCGCCGGACAGACGUAUGAGAAGAAGAUUGCGAGUAUUUUGACCGAUCUACCCGGAUCUAUGAGCUGCCACCCGAGCUCCAAGGACUCUCCUACUCUCCCUGAGUCUUCGGUGACGGACAUGGGCUACUACAGCGGACAGACGGCGCCCAGCCACCACGAAUACUAUCAGAGCCAAGCGUACGGACAGCAAAUGAACUCUUACCACCAUCAGUUUAACCUGAACGGAAUGGGAGCUGCUGGAGCGUACGCGACCAAAUCUGAAUACCCCUACACAAACAGCUACAGACAGUUCGGACAUUACAACAGAGAUCACCUGCAGGCAUCACCUCCUUGCUCAGUAAAAGAAGAGCCAGAGCCCGAGGUCCGCAUGGUGAAUGGAAAACCGAAAAAGAUCCGCAAGCCGAGGACGAUCUACUCCAGCUACCAGCUCGCGGCUCUGCAGAGGCGCUUCCAGAAGGCGCAGUACCUCGCGCUGCCCGAGCGCGCGGAGCUGGCGGCGCAGCUCGGCCUUACUCAGACUCAGGUCAAGAUCUGGUUCCAGAACAGGAGAUCCAAGUUCAAGAAGCUGUACAAGAACGGUGAGGUUCCCCUGGACCACAGUCCCGACGCCAGCGACUCCAUGGCCUGCAACUCCCCUCAGUCCCCCGCAGUGUGGGACAACAGCACCCCCCAGAGCACCCCGAUCAGCAGACCUCAGGUCCAGCCGCCGACGCACAGCUCGUCUCCGCCAUACCUGGAGGAUUAUAACAACCACUGGUACCAGCAGGGAUCCCACCUACAACAUCCGGGCACCGUGCACCACCCCGUCCCGCAGCAAAGCGUGGGGGCCGUUUACUAACAAAGACUCAGGAGCACAUUUAUCUCCUCACACUCUCUCCUAAAGACUCUCUAGAGCGAACUGGACCGGGAGCAGGCCUGAAGAGAAACUGUUUUUGGAUGAUCAAAAAUGUUUCAGAACUGGGUUUACAUUCAGAAAGCACAUAAGGGAUUUCUGAUCACUUGUGGUAGCAUUUUAACGGACAUCUGGCGUGGUUUUUUUAAUUAUUAAAUUAUUUAUCGCUUCUGUUGUAUUUUCUUUCACUCCUUUUGUAAAUGAAUAUGCAUUUUUUUUUAAAUAAUUAGCCUAACCACAAAGCGAAUAUUGACAAAACCGUGCAGGUGAUCCAUGCUGCGUUCAAGUCAUGUGUGUUUGUAAAGAGCGCGUACAAAGAGAACUCAGGUCAUAUUUAUAUGGAUUUGUACAAAACGUCGAAGGUUGUAAAUAUGUGUUUAUAUGCAGAAACCACUAUGAUGAUAUUUGUUUGAAACGGAACGACUGCACUGUGGUGCCUCCAUUCUCAUGCUCAUGUAAUUAGUCCACGUGUUGCCUUCUUGUCAAUUGAAUAAAGAUGUUAAUUGCA